Molecule: messenger RNA, 384 nt
Organism: Dracunculus medinensis (Guinea worm)
Lineage: Eukaryota; Metazoa; Nematoda; Chromadorea; Rhabditida; Dracunculidae
Source: the annotation of a GenBank genome assembly
UUAAUAAAAAAUUCUGGCGAAAAAAUGGCUGAAAUUGGUAUCAAUACACGCUACUUAAGCAGUAAUCGUGGCAUAAUAAAAAUUAUACAAAUAGUACUUGGCUUCAUUAUUUGUUCGUUGCUGUGCGCUUCCUGGCAUGGUGGACGUUCAUGUUUUGGCGAAGGCCGACUCGGAUAUUGUUCUAGCUUAAACUUCAUCGUUCUUGUCAUCAAUAUCGUUCUUUUUGUUCUCAAUUUCCUGAAUAUCAUUGCAUGGCGACUAGAAAGAAUCUAUUCGGUGAUAUGUACGCUAUUAUUUCUGGUUGCCGUGAUUCUUAUAAUAUGGUUUAUUAUUGAAAUGAAUUCAAGCCGAACAUCGCUUAUCAUUACUACUGUAAUUAUUUGA